AUGACGGUCCUCCUUGCUUUGCUCCUGAUCAUGGGCAUGCCGUGGGUGGAGACCAACAUUACCGUGUCUGGAAGACAAAGACGGCUGAGGUGUCACGUGUGUGAGAUAGAGAACAGUUUCGACUGCCAACAGCCAAUGGACUGUGACCAGGGCGUUGAGUACUGCUCCACUGCUGCCGUGAGAGUUUUUCCACGGUUCUUCUAUGUUUCAAAGCAAUGCAUGAAGUACUGUGCGUUAAGCUUUCAGGGGAUGCGGACAGCCAAGUCGUUUGUGCUCGUAAAGCCCACGCCCUUCCUGUUCAUCUCGUGCUGCAGGGAGAACCUGUGCAACGUUGAGAAACCAGUCAUCGAGGAAAACUCAGAAGAUAAAUACCGAGAGGUGGGAGGGGCCCCAGACGGGCAGGGCAGCAGCGCCAGGCUGGUGACUCUCGUGGCACUGGCCUCGGCGCUCCUGGGCCUCAGGCUGCCGUGA
Messenger RNA from Camelus dromedarius (Arabian camel), 471 nucleotides. It is a transcript of the gene LY6K, whose product is annotated as lymphocyte antigen 6 family member K. Lineage: Eukaryota; Metazoa; Chordata; Mammalia; Artiodactyla; Camelidae. Gene Ontology annotation, cellular component: acrosomal vesicle. The transcript is spliced from 3 exons. Gene Ontology annotation, biological process: binding of sperm to zona pellucida. The record is from RefSeq and is a predicted model, not a curated record. Bases 1 to 471 code for a protein of 156 amino acids.